Messenger RNA from Condylostylus longicornis, 1453 nucleotides. RefSeq names its product tRNA:m(4)X modification enzyme TRM13 homolog. The record is from RefSeq and is a predicted model, not a curated record. Gene Ontology annotation, biological process: tRNA methylation. The transcript has 4 exons. Lineage: Eukaryota; Metazoa; Arthropoda; Insecta; Diptera; Dolichopodidae. Bases 14 to 1363 code for a protein of 449 amino acids.
GAUAUCCCAAAGAAUGCGAACAGGUUUAAAAUAUAUGACAACAAUGAAAUCAAUUGAAUCUGCUUUAAUUCCAAAGAAAAUAAGAUUAGAUUUAAAAGAAGAAAAUUCAGUACAAACUUGCAAUCAUUAUGUCAGCAGGAAAAAAAGGUUUUGCAAAAUGGUUGUAGCGAAAGGAAAAAACUUUUGCGGUGAACAUGAGCCAGUAAAAGGAGAUGGUAAAACUACAAAUGAAGAUUGCAGAGUAGUAUGCCCACUGGAUCCAAAACACACGGUUUACAAAAGAAAUUUGCAAAAACACUUGAAAAUUUGCAAUUCCAGAAUGAAAGAUGACUAUCCCACUUAUAUUCAAUUAGGAGUGAAUAAUGGAUCUUCGGAUACUGAAGAUAGUGAUGUUUUAUUAAAAAAUUUUUCAAAAUCAACAAAACUGUCAGAGAGUUCUGAAGAUGUUUUGUUGCUUAUUAAUAAAAUUGAAGAUAUUUACAAGACGUAUAUUGAUGGUAAAGUAGAGAAGCAAAUUCUUAAGCAUGACAUCUUAUCAGAGGAAUUAAACGAAACUACAUAUGGAAAACAAACCAUCAAGCAUCUUGCUCAAACUGCAUCAUUAUUAGGAUAUUUAGAAGAAUUUGGAUUAAUAAAAAAUGACACAUGUUUCGUUGAAUUUGGUGCAGGAAAAGGGCAAGUUUCAUAUUGGUUAGCGAAACUGCUUGCAAGUAGGGAUAGUUUGAACAAAACUAAUGUAAUUUUAAUAGAUCGCGCUUCUUUACGACAUAAGAAGGAUAAUAAAAUAGAGGAUCGUUCAAAUAUCCAUAGAAUUAGAGCUGAUAUUAGUGAUGUUGUAUUAGAGAAAAUUGAAACUUUGAGGGAUAUGAAACAUAUAGUGGCUAUUGGAAAACAUUUAUGUGGCUCUGCAACGGAUUUGAUGCUAAGAUGUCUCCUGCAUCACAAGACAGAUCAAAACAUAUUUUUCAUCGUGUCAUUGUGCUGUCAUCACAAAUGUACCUGGCAAUCAUUUAUUGGAAAAGAUUUUUUAAAAUUCAAUGGUAUUGGUUACCAACAAUUCAUUUUAAUGACAAAGAUGGUAAGUUGGGCUGUUUGUGGAAACGGUAUGAGUCGGGAGAAAAGGCAACAAUUAGAAGUUACUAAAGAGGACCAGAAUCAAGUAGAAGGAAGCAAUUUAGGUAUUUCAAAAGAUAAGAAAAAAGAAAUUGGGCAAAUGUGUAAAAGAAUACUAGAUUAUGCGCGUUUUUCGUAUUUGCAAGGAAAAAAUUAUGAAUGCAACCUAAAAUUUUAUGUCCCAGAAGAAACAACGCUUGAAAAUGUUUGCCUUAUUGGCACAAAGCAGAUUCAAAAAACUGUAAAGUGACAAUAAUUAUCAAUACUAAAAAAAAUUUUAUUAGAAAAAAAAUUAUAUGUUCGUGUUAUAUUUAAAAUAAAAUGUUCAACUAAACCUAUA